Molecule: messenger RNA, 1961 nt
Organism: Bombus impatiens (common eastern bumble bee)
Lineage: Eukaryota; Metazoa; Arthropoda; Insecta; Hymenoptera; Apidae
Exons: 3
Coding region: 890-1876 (328 amino acids)
Source: RefSeq, a predicted model, not a curated record
AAGAUGAUUGCCAAUGAUGUCGAAACAUCUUCAUAGCAUAUUUUUAACUAGCCUAAGUACCUGCUAUAAAUCUUUGGAUUUCUCUAGCAAAGGUUCUUCAAACGAACAAAUAGUCUUUGUCUUAGCAUUCCCUAAAUCUUCUAUUACCUUCUAUUAACUAUGGAAAGAUACGGGAAAUCUGCUUUUUCUCAGGUACGAUGCUUCCCGCUGGCAAUUUUCUCUCGAGAGCGGUUAGCAUCCUUCCUCAACCAUCAACCUAGAGAUUAACCAAUAAACAGCAACGUCCAUUUCCCUACAUUUUUCUAACGAAGGUUUUCCUCGACGAAUCCGACGAUCUCGUAUCCUUAGACACACACCCCAUCAUGGUUUCCCUCUGCAGCAUCAUCUUGACGGAAAGUCAGUUGACUAGUCGACUAGUCAGUCGAUAGUUGACUAGAGUACCUCGACGCAUCUUGAGCAAUCAUCAUCCGAACUCUGCUGAAUCGCUAUCGUAACGCAUCGUCUAGAGGUCGAACUUACAACCGCGAGCCGCUAAGUGCAAUCGCGAGUUUUACGUAAAGUGUACAUUGAGAGUGUUGUUAGUAAAUAUAGUGUUAAUUAUACUGUAGUACUCGUUCAAUACCUAUCACGACCUAUCCACUUCAGUUUCAAGUUGAAACGGAAAAAAUUCAAAGCUGGAAGAGAUCAAUAUUAUUGUGCCUUUGAAUACUAACCUUGUUUCAGGUUACAAGGUCUACAUUGUUACUACCGUUUCUUGCAAUCUUCAGCUAGAGAUACAUAAGAAGCACUGAGUGAGCGACGAUCAAAAUCGGCAUACACCAUCUCUGAACAUACACUUGUUUCGAUAUAUCUUGUUAUUGCACAUUCAAAGUGGUGACCCCGACACGCGAUGGAAGACGACAGUGGUGAACGUGCUGUGGUUGAAAUAACAAGUGCCAACAAAGAAGUUAGCGCGACGGAUGCCACGGACACUGUGGGAUCCGUAUUUUCCGUAUGCGCUCCGCCAUUCUGGCCCCAAAAAAUCGAGCUAUGGUUCGUCUUGUUAGAAAACCAGUUCGAGCUCGCUCGCAUUACUGGCGACGAGAAAAAAUUUUCUAUGACUGUCGCGAACAUCGAGUUACAAUAUUUAGACCAAGUUCUUGACAGAUUUGGCGAUCUGCCGUCGACAGGACGAUAUGAAUGGCUGAAAAGAGAACUUAUUAAAAAAUUCACCGAUUCGGACAGUACGAGAAUACAAAAGUUGGUCGACAACGAAAAAAUUGGCGAUAGGACGCCGUCCCAGUUCUAUUGGGACCUGAGGAAGCUCGUCCCCAAGUCGGUCUCGGACGACUUCGUGUUGGCGAUCUGGAAGAAUCGCCUUCCAGAGAAUAUGCAAUAUGUCCUAACCGCCGUGAGCGUAAAUGAGGCGACGACCCUGACGAGGGUAGCCGACGAGAUGCACGAUAUAUCCCGCGGAUCGCGUUCCACUAAAAGAGACCAGCUGGACAGGCUAUGCUACUACCAUGAGACCUUUCGAGACCAAGCAAGAAAUUGCCGUGCCCCUUGCAACUGGAACCAGAGGAAACGAGACGGUUCAGUAUCCCGCCGCUGCAGAUCCCCCGUAACAGACAGGAGUACGAGGAUCUCCUUCCACGUGGACACCGGUGCCAACUUAUGCGCAAACCCGAGCAAUAAACAACGCGGAGACAGCAUCGAGCACCAACAACAACACGAAGACAGAACCGAAAUCCGCAGCGCGUUAAUCCUGCCGGAAAUCCGAAACGAUCGAAACGAAGGGCGGGCAAUUACGAAGGAGGAAACUGCGAGAAAUAAGAACGUCGCGCGGGCAGCCAAGAAAGUCCGCUUUUCUGAGCGAGUUCAGGUAGAAUUUAGAUAAGUCAAUGGAAUAAGCUUGGUAUGUAAAAUCUACCUAAAACGUGUUGUCACUGGUAAGGGGGAAGAUGUAGCGGCCCAUGGCCGUA